UCCGUUUCUCAUAGGUUGAUUACAGAAUAAGAUAUGGAUGACAGAGUGAGAAAUGCUUGUGAAAAGCUCAGGAGAUUGAUUUUCUAAUGAUGAGCCUGUGACCUUGCUUUGGGCUGUUGACUCGAAUCUAUGAGAAUGUGAUCAUCAUACAUUGCCAAAUCAAAGUUCCAUGGCUCCAGUCUUUAAUAGGCACUGUAUAAGAGUAGACGUUGUGUGAGUGUAUACGUAUAGAAAAUAUGUGCCGGUGGUUUUUAGAGGGAAAAAUUUUUUGUACCUUGUCAUUUUUGGUGGCCCAAAGAUGUAAGAGCCCAACACGCGCACAACGCCUUCCAGGCUCCUCCACACUUUUCCGGCCUGCACGCCACCAAUACAGACCGCACACCCCCGUCCGUCGUCUGUCUCUCCGGCUCGCCGCCUCCUAAACCCCCCCGACCACCGCUGCCCGCCGCCCCUCCCGCUCCGCCCCGGCGCCAUGUCUGUGACGCUGCACACCAACCUGGGGGACAUCAAGUGCGAGGUGUUCUGCGACCAGGUGCCCCGCACGGCGGAGAACUUCCUGGCCCUCUGCGCGAGCGGCUACUACGACGGCACCGUCUUCCACCGCAACAUCAAGGGCUUCAUGAUCCAGGGCGGCGACCCUACUGGCACCGGCAAGGGCGGCACCUCCAUCUGGGGCACCAAGUUCGCCGACGAGUUCAGGGAGUCCCUCAAGCACAACGCCCGAGGGAUCAUGUCGAUGGCGAACAGCGGGCCCAACACCAACGGCAGCCAGUUCUUCAUCACCUACGCCAAGCAGCCGCACCUCAACGGACACUACACCGUCUUCGCCAAGGUCAUCCACGGCUUCGAGGUGCUCGACCUCAUGGAGAAGGCCCAGACUGGGCCAGGGGACCGCCCGCUCGCGGAGAUCAGGCUCAACCGCGUCACCAUCCACGCCAAUCCACUCGCCGGCUGAAUUGUUUUGCUGCUCGUGUUCUUGCCUCUUGGAGUACUGGACAGGAGGUUGGCUGAUCCACCAGGUUCUGGAACUCGAACUCUGCAUCUUGGCUGAUCCAUGGAUAUGAUCUGCCCGAAUCUUUUCUUAUUGCAAGCACAUCGUAUUGCAAUGGUGUAUUAACCGAUCUGCAUAGCAAUUUCUUGCCCAUCCUGAAUUGUGAGUUGUGAUGUGGAUUGUAAUUUCACAGGACGCAUUGCUUUCGAGUUUGUAGCGCGUAAUUCGCAGAUGUUGUGAUCUGUAACUUUGGAGUUUUCGUUCUCCAUUGACAUGAUUGGUAAGCGGUCAUGUUUGCAUUGGUCA
Phragmites australis (common reed) is the source of this 1297-nucleotide messenger RNA. RefSeq names its product peptidyl-prolyl cis-trans isomerase CYP18-1. The coding region runs from base 473 to 955 and encodes 160 amino acids. The transcript has 3 exons. Gene Ontology annotation, cellular component: catalytic step 2 spliceosome. Gene Ontology annotation, molecular function: peptidyl-prolyl cis-trans isomerase activity. The record is from RefSeq and is a predicted model, not a curated record. Gene Ontology annotation, biological process: protein folding; protein peptidyl-prolyl isomerization. Lineage: Eukaryota; Viridiplantae; Streptophyta; Magnoliopsida; Poales; Poaceae.